CGCUGUGUCGGCGUAUAAUGUGGGGUGUUUGGCCGGCAUGGCUGUCAGUUGAUUUUCAUAUGUUGAGAAAUUAACAACGGUAUUGGUUGAGGUGACAGAUUACAUACAUACUAUAUGCUCGUGAGAUAAAUUGAAGAACAUUCGAACAACGUAAGACUUAUUAUAUAGCGACAGCGACAAGACAAUUCGUGGUAGUGGUGAAUUAUACAAUAAAAUCAAAUAACUCCAAUCAGCAGCCCAUUGUCAAUGAAAUGCACAUUGUUUUUCUUUGCCCACCAUUAGCGGCUACAUAACAUUAAACCGAGUUUUCGGCUGCAAAAACAAAAAUCACGUAUAUUAUGUAAAGCAGCGGGCUAAUAAAGUGUUCAAGUGCCGACAACUAUUUGUGUUAUACAGUUCUGGAAAUAGUUUGAAGUUCUGAUGAAAUCAAAGUAAAUUUUUUUUCUUCUACCGCCUUGAAUGUCGCAUAUUACGAAUCUAAAAUAAAUAACAAAAACAAAUAAAAAUUACAAGAUAUUGUAAAAAUAGCGUAAAUAUAGAUAAAAAAGCCAUAAAUCGAGCAUUAUUCUGAUUUAUUAACAAAUAAAGGCGAGUAAGUGCUAUUAAUGCGCAGGCAUUGUGGACAAAGUGGUCACAGUUAAGGACAAGCGCGGUCGCUGGCCAGACGAGGCAAGGGCAAAGAAUUUCAGCAGUGCAUAUAGCUGUCUAUAUGUAUAGGUCUAAGUAUAAUUGAAAGCAUUAAAUUGCGCGACGGUUACGAGUGCAAUUUUAUGAACGCGAUUCUCGAAGCAUUGUGCAUUUAAAUUGGAAAUUUCUCGCCAACAAACACGCGCCCUUACGUUGUCCGUUGCUGCAGCGUAUCCCCCAGCCGCCAGCAGCCCUCGACGCGCGAUAUACAGAAAAAGUGCAAGUGAAAAUUUUCCUAAGCACGUUGUCCUCAUCAGCAGCGCCGUAAGAUGUUGACCGUAUCCAAAGGCCCCAGCAAGAUUGUGGCCAAAACACGCAGAGGUGUUCCGCAAAAUUAUGAGAAAUUAUUUGAAAUCAAAGAGAGCGGUCGCAGAUCCUCUGACCUUAAUAGUCCGGAGAAUAAAAGUGCACCACGUCCUGUCUUCAAAAAAUCUGCCUCGAAUGGCCGACACAUAGAAGAGGUCUCAUUAACACCACAGCAUGAGGAGAUUGUGCAAUACAUCAAUGACUCGUGGAACGUCAUUGUGGCGCAUAAUCCUUACGACUCCGCGUUCGAAAGCAAUGGCCAUGUGCAACAACCUACGGAUUCCAACAACAACUCUGCAGGUUCUUCCAUCGCAUCCACCUCAACAUCAUCGGCCGCCUCAUCGGUGUGCACCUCGCCGCAACCGACCGCAUCGAUCUAUUGCAUCGAACCGCCGAGCCCAGUGUUGAGCGACUUCAAGCCUUUCGAUUUGGUGACUUGGUGGUAUGAUCGCCUCUGUGAUGUCAAGAGCACGUGAAGUGUGACGACGAACUAAAGCUAGCGAGAGAGUGUGAGUGAGCGCGUGAAUGUGUGCGUUUAAGUGUGCGUGUGUGCGUGUGUGGGUGAGAAUUUGACGUAAAUGUACAACGAAGUGCUAUUGAGUAAAACGAAAACAAGCUUAGACACAUAAAUACAAAUAAUUUACAACCAAAAAAGUGGCAGCAAGCGAAAUUUCGUGCAUAAACACGCAAACCGCAAACAAUUUAAGCAAAUCAUAAAUUUGUGAAUUGUCAUCACCUGCGUCAGACAGUCGUCGUCGUCGGCGCCGAAAUGCAGUGUAAUUAACAUACAUACAUACGUAAAUAGAAAUGCAUAUGCAUGCAGGCUAUACAUACACACUUACAGAUAUGUGUAAAAUAAUUAAUUUUUAAUUAAGUUUUAUGUUUAUAUAUUAACUGCAGAUAUGUUUGCUCGUUUUUUUAAUUAGCUGUUACAGUACUAAAGUAAUAAAUAUUGCAUAAUAAAUAUAUUUAAAUUUUUAUAAUAAUUUAGAAACUCAACAAAUUACAAUCCUAAUAGUUAUAAUAUAUGUACAUAAUAUAUAUGUAUAUUAUUAACGAAAAUAUUAAAACAAUUUAAAAUAAAUUUCAAUAGGCACAUUUUAUUAGCAAGCACUGUAGUUACGCUCAAACGAAUAGAUAAGUAAAAUAUUUGUUAUAAAAUAAUAACAGAAUUGCUGUGAGAACUCGAGACGUAUGAUAUAUAAGAAAUUUCACUGACGAAAAAAUUAUAUGUAUAUUGUAAAAAAAUUCAAAAUUUGUAGUUUGUGAAAAAGGUCUGUGACAUUAGUAAUGCUGAAAUAAGCGCUAAACGCAGACAAGUAACGCAAAAAAUACUAUCUUAUACCGAUUUUUACCCUUAGUUUAAAAAAAAAAACUUCAAUAGUUAAAAAACUCACCACAAAAAAUUCACCACAAACAAUUUCACCACGAAAUAAAAUUCACCACAAAAGAAAAUUCACCACGAAAGAAAUUUCAUAACGAUAGAAAAUUCACAACUAAAGAAAUUUUAGCACGAAAGAAAAUUUACCAUGAAAGAAAAUUCACCACGAAAGCAAAUUCACCAACAAUUGUGAACAAAAAUUUUUAAAACGAAAGUAGACUUUUCUUACUCCGCUAUAUUGUAUUGAAAUGUUAAGAAGAAAUCACAUUUAUAUAGUCAAAAGAAAUCUUACACUGUGAAAAAAGUAUAGCAUUAACUAUGAACGGAACAAAAAUAACAUUUUUACAGUUAAAAAAAUAUUACGCUGUGGAAAAAGUAUAGCACUAACUACAAACCAAACAAAAGUCACAUUUCUACAGUUAAAACAAUAUUACGCCGGGAGAAAACCAUAGCAGUAAACUGCAAUAUUUGUUAAAACUAUUUGACCGAUAUUAGUUACACUUUGAGAUACACUGUAGGUAUAUAGAGUCCGGCCAAAAAUUGUUAGCCACUGCUUAAGCAUCCUGUAGGACACGCAGUUUAACCUUUACUUCUUUGCUAUAAUAUGUUAUAGCAAUUUUACAGUUAACGCCAGCUGUUGUGAAGACACUUUGAAGGCCAAUGUAUUACAUAGGAGAUGUUAAAUUUGCUGUUAUGAGAUCAACAAACUGUUUUUAAGGAAAUGUUAAAGAAAAUGCAUAUAUGUAUGUAUCUACAUAUUUGUAAAGAGAUAUUGUUGAGUGUAAAAUGUUUAUUAAAUAAAAAUAUGAAAAUA
Bactrocera tryoni is the source of this 3188-nucleotide messenger RNA. RefSeq lists its product as uncharacterized. The transcript has 5 exons. NCBI's taxonomy places the organism in Eukaryota, Metazoa, Arthropoda, Insecta, Diptera, Tephritidae. The record is from RefSeq and is a predicted model, not a curated record. Bases 957 to 1469 code for a protein of 170 amino acids.